AUAACUUCUAUUUAUAGCAAUUCACGAAGAUGAGAGGAAAAUCAUGCAUGCACAAAAAUAGAACGUAUUUGCUGUGAUCAAACGACAUUUAUAACCUGAACUGAGUUUUGCAAAACUAACUAAUUAAUCUCGUGAAAGACAUACAUCGACGUUAACAAGACAUAAGAUGAUCGGCAAAGACGGCGACAGUAGUUUGCCACUACCAGCAGAAAAACUGCCAGAAUGUUGGAACCAAGAAGAGAGGAUGAGCGCAAUGUUUUCACCGUUUCGUAGUAAAUCUGCAAAUCCGCAAGAUUGGAUUUCUAAGUACAAAUUUUGGAAUAAUUUAAUAUAUGAAUGGUUAAAACACACUAUGCAAUGCAGCUUUACUAUUGUUGAUUUAAAUGAAGCAUUCAAGAGAAAGGGCUGUGCACCACUUUGUCUAAUUACAGUAAUCGAAGAGCUUCUAAGAAAUAAUGAGAUAAUUCAAGAGACUGACUUUUUUAAAGAACCAUGUGAAACAUGGACAGCAUGGUCUAUCAACAUAUUUGUAAAGAAACCAAUUAGUUGGUCAUUUUCUAAGGUAAAAAGUUAUAUUGUGGGCCAAAAGAUAAAUAACAUUGAAGUAAGAUAUGUACAUCUACGAAUUAUGCACGAAUUAUGUGAUGUUAUUCUCUCCAUUGCUGAAGUUAAAAAAGAUAUUGUCUUGUUUUCAAUAUCAGAAAUAGUAGAAUAUUGUAAGAGCAAAACAAAGAAACCAAUUACAGAGGAUACAGUGAGAAUAGCAUUGGAAUGGUUAAGACAAAGUAGAAAAGUGGCUUUCAGAAAGAACUCCAAUCCAAAUAGCGAAUUAUUAGUCAAAAUCUCUGUGCAAACAGCAAAUGAAAUUACAGAGAUAGAAGAGGGCAUGUAUAAAUUGACAAAACAGGAGAAUGAGCUGAUUAAGGAAAUAGAGCUUAUGGAGCAGGAGAAGCUUAACAUUAUCAACGAAGCGAAAUUGUACUUGGGAAGAGAAUUACGUCAAAUGGCGAAGACACGGUUGAGGAGAAAGAUGGAAUUAGAAAAGUCCAUAGACAAACGUGCACAGGCGCUUACAAAUCUACGCGUUCUCAUCACCAACAUUAAAGAUGCGCAAUCUAAUUCUGCUAUAUUAUCCGCUUAUAAAACUGGAUCCGAUGUAUUGAAAAAGAUGGGACAGAACGGUCUAAACAGAAUAUGGUGUUAGAGAUGUAUGGAUGACAUU
Molecule: messenger RNA, 1222 nt
Organism: Pogonomyrmex barbatus (red harvester ant)
Lineage: Eukaryota; Metazoa; Arthropoda; Insecta; Hymenoptera; Formicidae
Product: charged multivesicular body protein 7
Biological process (GO): vesicle budding from membrane; late endosome to vacuole transport via multivesicular body sorting pathway
Cellular component (GO): multivesicular body; ESCRT III complex; cytoplasmic side of plasma membrane
Source: RefSeq, a predicted model, not a curated record